Messenger RNA from Bacillus rossius redtenbacheri, 1589 nucleotides. Its product is annotated as proton-coupled amino acid transporter-like protein pathetic. The transcript has 8 exons. Bases 223 to 1551 code for a protein of 442 amino acids. Gene Ontology annotation, molecular function: L-amino acid transmembrane transporter activity. The record is from RefSeq and is a predicted model, not a curated record. Gene Ontology annotation, biological process: amino acid transmembrane transport. NCBI's taxonomy places the organism in Eukaryota, Metazoa, Arthropoda, Insecta, Phasmatodea, Bacillidae.
AAUUAUAUAGCUAUGUAAAGUGCAUCUUUUCGUUGUGUUUAUGGAUGUGUAUUUACACUCCUUAAUAUUUGACUCACACAUUAUUUUUAAAAGUGUAUGUAUUAUGGAUUACAGAUAUACCUGGUCUACAACAAUAUAAGUAUUGUUAUUAAUAUAAAUUAAUAUACCUAACUAACUUCCCUGCAGUAGAUUUUAUUACAAUUCCAAAGGUCUGGCGUGACGAUGGAGCCGGAAGUGUCCAACGAUCCUGAGGCAGGUGACGGAGGCGAAGACAGCGAACCAUUCGAUCCAUUCGCUAGUCGUAAAGGAAGACAUCUCACAACGGAUUUCGAGACACUGACACACAUCCUUAAGGCAUCUAUAGGCACUGGUAUUUUGGGCAUGCCAAUGGCUUUCAAAAAUGUUGGCUUGACCAUGGGUGUCCUCGCGACCAUCGUCGUCGGCGUGGUCUGCGCCCACACAUCAAAUAUUUUGGUGGAGAGUGCCCAUGUUUUGUACCACAAACUGGGGGUGUCUUCACUCACGUAUCCAGAUGUGGGGGAAAAUGCUUUCCUACAUGGUCCACAGUGGGCCAAGAAAUACUCUCAAGCAGCUCGAUCCACGAUAAUUAUUGGCCUAUUUUUCACUUAUUUUGGAACGUGUAGUGUAUACACUGUCAUAAUUGCAUACAACUUUCAGCAGGUGAUCGAGCACUACAGCAAGGCGGAAAUGGAUCCCCGAGUGUACAUUGCGGCUCUGUUCAUCCCUCUGGUGAUCCUCUGCGGGAUCCCGAAUCUCAAGCUACUGGCUCCAGUGUCUCUAGUCGCCAACGUCUUCAUGGGAGUGGCGCUGCUCAUCACGGGUUACUAUUUGGUCACCAACAUCCCUCCUAUCUCGGAGAGAUACCAAUUUCUACCCAUCACUGGCAUGCCAGUUUAUCUGGGCAUCACAAUUUUUGCGGUUCAGGCGAUUGGAGUGGUGAUGCCUCUUGAAAACAAUAUGAAAACACCGAAGAGCUUGCUGGGCUUGACUGGGAUAUUAAGCACCGGUACAGCUGGCAUUGCACUGGUGUACAUCCUGAUUGGCUUCCUUGGCUACCUCAGAUAUGGAGAUGAAGUAGAGGGGAGCAUAACACUAAACCUACCCGGGAAAGAUGUAAAAGCUCAGGUCGUAAAAGUAUUUAUUGGACUUGGUAUCUUCCUGACUUACGGACUUCAGUUCUUUGUCACACUGGAGAUUGCAUGGGUAGGUAUAAAGGACAAGUUCCCCAAUAACCAGAUAAUCGCCGAAUACAUUUUGAGGACAAUUCUUGUUGUGAUAACAGUGGUUUUAGCCGUGGCUGUGCCAACCAUUGGACCAUUCAUGGGUCUUGUCGGAGCUGUCUGUUUCUCGCUGGUGGGCAUCAUUGUCCCACCCGUCAUAGAAGUUGUCACCUUCUGGGACGAAGGCUUGGGAUAUGCCUACUACAGGAUAUGGAAGAACAGUAUCAUCAUUAUUUUUGGAGCUAUUGCUAUGUUAUCUGGUUCUUACGUGAACAUUCUUGAUAUAAUAGAUAUGUAUAAUAAACUAUAAAUAGAUUCUAAAAUGAAUAAUAAAGUAAUAUGAACUUA